Vanessa atalanta (red admiral) is the source of this 3810-nucleotide messenger RNA. RefSeq lists its product as uncharacterized. The record is from RefSeq and is a predicted model, not a curated record. The coding region runs from base 505 to 2271 and encodes 588 amino acids. The transcript has 3 exons. NCBI's taxonomy places the organism in Eukaryota, Metazoa, Arthropoda, Insecta, Lepidoptera, Nymphalidae.
AGUCAAAAUGGAAGGUUCGAAUUGACAAGUUUGUGAUUUUCGUAAUUUUAUUUUUGGAUUCACAAAUGUUAAUAUACCUAUUGCCUUUAAAAAGGUGUUUCUGUUAUAAACGGCAGACUGAAGUUUGUAAUAGACAUAAAAAACAAAGUGAACAAUCAACUUUUAAGGUGUCGCAACUGGUCGAAAAAUAGCUCUGGUAUGAUGAUAACAAAAGAUAUAAAAAUUCAGCCUUGUCUCGUUAUGUGCUCUUUUUCGUCACAUGUGUACCGUAGGGAUUAACGAGUCAUGAAUAUUCGCAGCCGUGAAAGUUCAGUGAUGUACACGUAACUAUAUGAAAAAGAGAUUUUAAGGUUUAUGACGUCACUAGAGUGAAAAGACAAUAAAAUUUCGGGUUUCGUAUACGAUGUUUGUUAGUUUUUUUCGGUGAGUGCAAGUAUAUUUUUGUUAAUACAGUGAAAGGCGAGUUCACGGUGCAGAGGAGGUCUUCCGCGAGGAUGGGCGGCGAUGUCUGCCCCCUCCGAUAGCGCUACGAGCCCUUCACCAUGUGCGUGCACCAAUAUAUCGCUUAUGCAAUUGUUUCAUGAACUGAAACAAAAGUUUCCCGGCGUUCCCGAUCAUGUUGUGUCCAAUACAAUCGAACUGUACUGUCACGAUAAGAAAGCUUGUGAGACACAUCUCCAUAAAGAAGUCAAGGCCUCCCUAACACAUGCAUAUCAUGCUUCUUCCUCGGCUGCAGCUCGUCAGCUCAAUGAGCUCAAAGUUAAUCCACCAAUCAAGUGUCGCAACCAACCUAUCAUAAAACAUGAAGCUGCUAAAUGUACAGCUAUUAAAUCUGUAACUUGCCAAGGCCCACAAAAAGCUGUGAUCAGCACGAGCUCUGAAACAGAAGAAGAAAAGCCACUAAAGUUAAACACCGACGCAAACCAAAAUGUUGUUGAAAAUAACACUGAUGACAAAAUAAAUAAUAUUUCAUCUCCAGUCACCAUUAUCAACAUUGAUAACUGCUAUGCAAAGUAUAAUGCUGAGUCCCCAAGUGAUUUGGAACUAACUAAUGAUAAGGCAGAUAAACAAAGUACAUUUCAAGAGUGUAAACAACUGGAGCAAGGCAUUGAUUCUGAACAACCUGAAAGCACAAAUUACAAAAUUUUAAAGAGCACUAAAAUCAAAGCUAAUUUAAAUGAGAGAUUAGAUGCUUCAAAGGAAGUUAAAGAAAAGAAAACUAUCAAGAAAGAAUCACCGGUUAAGCCACCACAGGAGAAGCCCCAAAGACCUAACACACUAAACUUCAUCAAGCCAAAUCCAGACAUUGCAUUUACAGAUCAUUUAAAACAGCCUGAAGCUGAGUCCUGUAGAACAGUUUCCCCUGCACCAUCAAUACAAAAACCAGAGAAUAAAGAGCAAAAAUCUGGCAACUACCGACUAGAUAGAGGAUACCCUCUCAACUGGUCUGUUAAUGUUAAUUGUCAUAUGGACCUUAGUCGUGCAUACUCUGAUGGUGAUUACGAUAGCCCAAGAGCUAUAACUUCUGUUAAUUUAACAGUUUGUACUCCAACUUCAAACAUGGCUAGUCCUGUAAGGGAUACAAGAGAAGAAGAUGGUGCAUUUGAAGGUCAUGUGACGGUAACUGUCAGUCCAAGCACAACACGACCACCGAGACGUCGUGCUCCUCCACCUCCAAUGCAGAAAUCUCACUUGGAGUCUCCCAGACCUAGCAGGGCUGCUCCAGAACCACCGGGUCUAUCGCAUGACCGUUCCUUGAUUGACCGACAAAAGGAACGUCUAUCUCGAUUAGCUUCUGCUGUAGCUCAAGAAAAGGGUCGCCUAGCGCAGCUUAACCGUGAGACUCAGAUACUUGCUGCACCACCACCGACGCCGAGUGCAGCGCAGAGGCUCAAAGAUUAUGUGGAAAGGCUACGGGAUGAGUGUGAUACAUUAGCUAAACGAUUAGAAAUGGAUGGUCAUGCUCGUGUUAUGCCCGUUGCAGAGGCAGACGACACAAGCAACUUCUACAGCAACAUCUACACGGGACAGCGCCAGCCCACCUCGUGGCAGUGCCAUAUGUGCACCUUCCGCAACCACCCACUACUUGACAAGUGCGAAGAGUGUGACAUGCCGCGGAUAUUCGUAGGUACGUCCCCAGCUACCACUCACGACUCGGGCUUUGGCUCCUUUCGCGAUAGAAACAGGAGGGGUGCAAACCGACAGACCACAGAUGUGGCCGAUGCACCGAUCUCCCAUGUAGUCGGUGACUACAGAGCAGUGAAUGUUUGAAAAUUUACCAUAUGCCUUGAAAAGUGCCUUUGAUAUACGAGUGUUCGUUUUUUCAGUGUUUAACCAGACUUAAGUGUUAUUUCUAAAUGAGGAAUACUAAACAGUAUUGUGCAAUCUUAACCUAGCAUGUGGCAUGACCACUCUAUUGAAGGACUUGCCAAUAAUGGACUGUCGCUGACAUUGGCAUCUCCUUUACGGUUUGCUAUUCAUACCCAAUGUUCCUGUUUGAUAUCAGACAUUGAAGUUUUGCAUGUGUGUUCUUAUAUACUUUGUAAUUUUAUUAACCUUUUAAAGUUAGAGAGAUUUUUAUGUAUAUAGGGUUUUUAUUAGUUACCGAGUUAAAGUGUAUAAACGGUAUUAAGUCGGAAUAGAUUAUCUUAAUUUCAGAAUAACAAUUAAGAUAUUUGGUGGCUGUAAGGAUAAUGAAUAAUAUGAAUAUAAAAGAAUUUAAAUAAAUUAUAGUUGGAACUCUUAAUGCUUUAUAGAAUGGUGCACAUCAUUUUAAAUUUUUUCUUGUUGACUUGAAUUAUCCAUAAAGAUGAGCUAUGAUUUUGUGUAAAAAAUUAAGGAAAAAAAAAUUAAAUAAACAUUUUUAAAGAGAAAUGAAAUUAAUUGUUAAAAAGUUUUAGUAUCAAAAUCGAUAUAUCUAAUGUGAUGAUAGUUUUAAUUAAAAUAUUGAAUUUUAUUAGGUGGAAUUGUAUAUUUUCUUGUUAUUUUAAUUGUCGUUGUUAAGUUAUGAUACUAUACGGUAGGAAUAUUUAUUGUUUAAUCUAUACAUCACCUAUUUAUAAUCUGGUCACAUCUUGAGGCAUCACAAGAUCUCAUAAGAAUAUUAUAAUAAUAAAACUAGAAGCACCUUGCCAAAAAUAAUACAUUAAAUUAUUAUUUUUUUUAAAUUUUAUAUCGUCGGAACUUACUAGCCAUAUGUUAAUUAUAAUAUUUGCUCAAUUUGCCGUUUGCUCAGAUUGCUAUAAAAUUUAUUGCCUAAUGAGUUAUCAGGGUUUUAAUUUGGUUAGUUUAUAAAAGGCAGUUUUCUUAACUUUAUGAUAAAAAAAUACAGUGCUUAAAUUAUUUGAUUGUAAAAGUAUAUACAUAAUAAAAUUUUAUCAUUUUUAAAAACUAUUUUGAAAAUUAUUAGAGAUUUUAAAUAUAAGGCUUCUGGCACAAUUAUUGAUAUCACUUAAGUCUUAUUUGAAUAUUAAGUGUAAUUUAAAUCACAAAUCACUUACAAGUUAUCACAGUAUUAACAUUUAUUACCGAAUUUCACUGUGAUAAUCAGUACAGGCGUAAUAAAUAUUCUAAAGCAUACAUUAAUAAUUAAAUAUACAGAUAUACUUAUUUAGUGAAUUACAAUGAUAAGUAUUUAACUUGUGGUAUCUAAUUUUCUUUACAUUUUUUUUUUAUGUUCAGAUGGUUAUAACUAAGUUUUUAAUUUUAGUACACACUAUAUACAAAAGAGAUUGCAAUAAUUUUACAUUGUAGAAUGAUUAUUGACUGUAUUGACUUAAUUAUACUUAAUAAAUUAAAAAUGUGAUCAAC